This is a messenger RNA of Debaryomyces hansenii CBS767, 1641 nucleotides long. RefSeq names its product histidine--tRNA ligase (gene HTS1). Gene Ontology annotation, biological process: histidyl-tRNA aminoacylation; mitochondrial translation. Bases 1 to 1641 code for a protein of 546 amino acids. Lineage: Eukaryota; Fungi; Ascomycota; Pichiomycetes; Serinales; Debaryomycetaceae. Gene Ontology annotation, cellular component: mitochondrion; cytoplasm. Gene Ontology annotation, molecular function: ATP binding; histidine-tRNA ligase activity. The record is from RefSeq and is a predicted model, not a curated record. The transcript has a single exon.
AUGUUUCAAAGGUUACUCACAUCUAUUCCACGAAACUGUAAUAUAAGAAAGAUGUCCGACGCUCCAAUUGUUGCGGCAACUAAAGCAGCAGCUACCGCUGUUUCAAAUGCUAAACCACAAUCUUCGAAGAAAGCUAGUAAGAAGUCUAAGAAGCAAGACCAAUUUUUAUUAAAGACUCCAAAAGGUACUAAAGAUUGGGCUGAUAAAGACAUGGUUAUCAGAGAGGCAAUCUUCGGUACUUUAACUUCAUUAUUCAAGAGACACGGGGGUGUAACUAUAGACACGCCGGUUUUCGAGUUAAGAGAGAUUUUAACUGGAAAGUACGGUGAAGACUCGAAGUUAAUAUAUAACUUAGAAGAUCAAGGUGGUGAAUUGACCUCAUUGAGAUAUGAUUUAACGGUUCCAUUUGCAAGGUUUGUUGCCUGUAACAGUAUUAGUAGUAUCAAGAGAUAUCACAUCGCUAAAGUCUAUAGAAGAGAUCAACCAGCCAUGACUAAGGGUAGAAUGAGAGAAUUCUACCAAUGUGAUUUCGAUGUGGCCGGUAACUUUGAUACGAUGGUCCCUGAUUCAGAAAUUUUAUCUCUUUUGUGUGAAGGUUUAACAAACUUGGGUGUUAAGGAUUUUAAAGUUAAAUUGAAUCAUAGAAAAAUUUUAGAUGGUAUCUUCCAAGCGUGUGGUGUUAAAGACGAGGAUGUUAGAAAAAUUUCUUCUGCUGUUGAUAAGUUAGACAAAUCUCCAUGGGAAGCCGUAAAGAAAGAAAUGGUCGUUGAAAAGGGCCAAUCUGAAGAAGUUGCUGACAGGAUUGGUGAUUUUGUUAAGUUGAAUGGUUCCAUUAGAGACGUUUUACAAAUCUUACAAUCCAAUGAUUUAUUGAAAGAAAAUGAAUCUGCUCAGAAGGGUAUUGAAGAAAUGAGUAUCUUGGCAGACUAUGUUGAUGCUUUCGAAAUUGCCAAUUUUACCGUCUUUGAUUUAUCAUUAGCCAGAGGUUUAGAUUACUACACAGGUUUGAUUUAUGAAGCCGUUACAUCUGCAUCUGCACCACCAACUAAUGCCAAUGAAUUAAAGGAAAAAGCUCAAAAAGAAAAGGCUGAAGUUGAAGAUGCUUCUGAAUACGUCGGUGUUGGUUCAAUCGCUGCUGGUGGUCGUUACGAUAAUUUAGUAGGUAUGUUUUCUAAUGGUAAAUCAAUCCCUUGUGUUGGUAUUUCCUUUGGUGUUGAAAGAAUCUUCUCAAUAAUCAAAGCAAGAGCUUCCAAGGAAUUGGAAAGAAUUAGCUCUUCACAAACGCAAGUUUUUGUCAUGGCUUUCGGUGGGGGUGAAGGCUGGAAUGGUUUCUUAAAGGAAAGAAUGGCUGUUACCAAUAAAUUAUGGUCAGCGGGUAUUAACACUGAAUAUUUAUACAAGAGUAAAGCGAAUAUCCGUAAACAGUUUGAUGCAGCAGAAAAGUCUGGUGCUCAAGUUGCUAUAAUUCUAGGAAAAGAAGAAUAUCCUCAAGGCCAAUUGAGAAUGAAGGUUUUAGGCCAUGAUAGCGAUCAAGGUGAGAUCAUUAAAGUUGAUGAGCUUGUUUCAGUUGUUCAAGACAAGUUAUCUAGCUUAAAUAAGGACGGUUUAGAUGAAAUUACCCGUUUGAUUAAAGGUUUGUAA